Papilio machaon (common yellow swallowtail) is the source of this 614-nucleotide messenger RNA. RefSeq names its product adult-specific cuticular protein ACP-20-like. Bases 78 to 509 code for a protein of 143 amino acids. The record is from RefSeq and is a predicted model, not a curated record. Gene Ontology annotation, cellular component: extracellular matrix. The transcript has 4 exons. NCBI's taxonomy places the organism in Eukaryota, Metazoa, Arthropoda, Insecta, Lepidoptera, Papilionidae.
ACUCGUUGACAAUACGUAUCAGUUAAGAUCGGAUCUUAGGAACAUUAGCAUUAGAAAAUCGGAAAAACUAUCACAAAAUGAUCUCUAAGGUUUUGUGCAUCGUGGCGCUUUCAGCUGUAGCGGUUGCUUACCACGACAAUGGUUACGGGCAUGGUCAUGCCUUUUCAUCGCAGCACAUCUCUCGUCACGACGGGCCUGCCGAAGUGGUGCAUGUACAAGGCCACGAUGGCAAAGGACAUGGACACGAUGGCGGUCACGGACAUGGAUCUAUCGACUACUAUGCGCACCCCAAAUACGAGUUCGACUACAAAGUAGAGGACCCGCAUACAGGUGACAAGAAGUACCAACACGAGUACAGAGAUGGCGAUGUGGUGAAGGGCGUGUACAGCCUGCACGAACCAGACGGCUCUGUCAGAGUUGUUGAGUACCACGGUGAUAAGCAUAGCGGUUUCCACGCCGACGUGAAGCACAGCACUCAUCACAUUGUUCCUAAGCACGAGCAUCACUAAAUGAAUUUGUCCAAUGACACUUUGUCCAUACCUAAAUGUUGAUAAUUUUUCUAUAAGCUGUUGUUAUCUGUUUGUUGUUAAAUAAUGUAUGAAAGAACAAUUUUG